Messenger RNA from Meloidogyne enterolobii, 639 nucleotides. NCBI's taxonomy places the organism in Eukaryota, Metazoa, Nematoda, Chromadorea, Rhabditida, Meloidogynidae. The record is from the annotation of a GenBank genome assembly.
AUGAAACUUUUUGGCGGCAAAAAAUUGUUUAUAUGGCUUGGCAUUCCCUUUCUAUACGGCUUAGCAGUAUUUGUAUGGUCAAAGCCAAUUACAUUCAGUGGCAUUUACUUUAGCUGGUUCUUCAAUCCGCACAUUGGAUAUAUUGAUGACGUCAAUCAAGAAUAUGAGAACACCUUUCAUUCAAUUCACAAUUUAUCAGUCGUAUUUUUUUUGUUAAUUACUUACUUAACAUUUUGUAUAAUUUUUGUGAUUAAAUCAAAGCAAGGAGGUUUUCAAUCACAUCAACAAAGCUAUUCUGAAAAAAUGAUUUUUUUCCAAAUUAUUUUGAUUAGCUUGUUUAAUAGUGUCGCUGCUUCGAUUUAUGUUUUUAUGCAAUAUAUCCAUUUCAAUGACGUAAUUAUUAUAAUUGGUCAGAUUUGUUGGUUGAAUGCACACGGAAUACCUCCUGUCAUUUAUUUAACAAUGAACAAGUCGAUGCAACGAGAUUGUCUUGGAAUAUUAAAAAAGUUUGGCAGUACUACAUUAAAAUUUUACAAAAAUCUACACGCAAAUUCUAUCCAACCUUUGAUUCUUGAAAUAAAUCCUCCAAGGGAAGAUAAUCAAGUAAACGUACGAAAUCAACAAAACAAUCAAAAUUGA